Messenger RNA from Magallana angulata, 2365 nucleotides. RefSeq lists its product as uncharacterized. The record is from RefSeq and is a predicted model, not a curated record. Gene Ontology annotation, biological process: protein polyubiquitination; proteasome-mediated ubiquitin-dependent protein catabolic process. Gene Ontology annotation, molecular function: zinc ion binding; ubiquitin protein ligase activity. The transcript has 3 exons. NCBI's taxonomy places the organism in Eukaryota, Metazoa, Mollusca, Bivalvia, Ostreida, Ostreidae. Bases 306 to 1958 code for a protein of 550 amino acids.
UCGGAUAAAACCUAUCUAUGCUUCAAUUAUUUACAUGAUUUAUUACUUGUAUUUAAUCAGGGGCGAAACAUCUCAGAGCACGCGUGUAACGAGGGCGAAACCACCCAGUUCCUCUUUUAUAGAGACAGAGGACCAGUCAACAGACAGACAGAACAGACGACAGUAGACGUGAUGGAGUCGGAGAAAAUCUAGGCUGCCAGGGAGAACCAUCAACAAGGAAGUGUAAACAAAUGGUAAACAUUAAAGAUAUGUCGCCAUUUUGAGUUAAAGGCCUUUAUAAAGAACAUGGAUAAAAGUGUCUGACCAUGGACCCUGAGUACUACCUUCAGGAUGUGUUACGGUGUCAUCUCUGUGAGACCCCGGGCCCCCCUAUGUACUGUGCCGUUUGUAACAAAUAUCUGUGUAAAGCCUGUGAGGGGGAACAUAUUCUCUCUGAUCUAUCCAAAGAACACAAAGUGGUGCCAUUUAAAAAGUGGAGAUAUACUCCUAAAUGUCAUAAACAUCCCACAAACAUAAGUGAACAUUACUGUGAGCAAUGUGACAUUCCUAUUUGUGCAACAUGUCUUUCCUCUAAAAAACACCGCGGCCAUAAAUUUAUUGAAAUGACUGAAAACCUUGAAAACAAGAAAGAAAUCAUUCAAAAAGAUUUAAGAGAACUAAAGAAAUCCAUUUAUCUUAAAUACCAAGAGAUUGCAUCCAUUAUCACAGACCAGAAAUCUGCUCUGAAUGAAAACUCCCAGAAAUUAACAACGGAAAUCGACAAACAUGGAGAAGACUUGCACAGAGAAAUAAACACCAUUAUCAGAAACAUGAAAUCUAACGUGGAGGAAACGGACACCAAACACCUGGCUAUCUUAGACAAACAGGAAGAUGAAAUUAAACACACCAUUUCUGAAAUCACUCAGACCAUAGCUGAACUGAAUACGUUACUGGACUCCAAUGAUGUCAGCCGUGUCUCUGCCUACAAAUCCAGGAAUGAUGAAUUCAGAAGAUUGCCUCCUAAACUCACAGUGUCCUUACCAAGUUUUACCCCUCAGAAGAUCAACAACGAACAGCUUUAUCAACAGUUUGGUUCUCUGUCAGCGUCAUCUAUCAAAACAGAAGAACAUGGCUACACCAUGGAAUCUCCCGGUGCCGAGUCCUCUCCCCCGGACAGACCGCUCAUUGAUGUACCACGGAUCAUCACACAGAUAGACACCGAGUGUUGGGGAUUACACAGUGUGUCCUGUCUGAGUGAUGAGGAGAUGUGGACGUGUGGUGACAACAUCAUGAGACUGUACAACCUCCGUGGGGAACUAGUGAAGUCAGUCAAAACCAAGUCAGGGAACAAACCACGGGACAUAGCAGUGACAAGGAGUAGGGAUCUAGUUUAUACUGAUAACAGAGAUAGGACUGUGAACAUAGUGAAGAAUACACAGAUACAGACAGUGAUCAGACUACGGGGGUGGAGACCUCUCGGUGUCUGUAGUACCUCCUCUGGUGACCUCCUGGUUGUCAUGGUCAGUGAUGAUGAUAAACAAACAAAAGUUGUGUGUUACUCUGGCUCCACAGAGAAACAAAGUAUUCAGUACGACGACAAAAGACAACCUCUCUAUUCAUCUGGUUACAAUAAAUACAUCAGUGAGAACAGGAACCUAGAUAUCUGUGUGUCAGACUUUGACGCCCGUGCAGUAGUGGUGGUCAAUCCGGCCGGGAAACUCCGGUUUACCUACACUGGUCCUCCCUCUACUACCAAGGGAUCAUUCAAUCCAUACGGCAUCACAACAGACAGCCAGGGUCGGAUACUGACAGCAGACUUAUACAACGACCAUAUCCACAUCCUGGAUCAGGACGGACAGUUCCUCCGCUACAUUGACAACUGUCAUUUACAGACUCCAUGGGGUAUAUGUGUGGACACCAGAGACAACCUCUUUGUGGCUGAGUCAACAGGUAUAGUGAAUAAAAUACAAUAUGUGUAGAACAUUACACAGCAGUGUAACGUUGUUUAUAUGUAUUACAUGUUGACAAACUGACUGUAUAUAUUAUACUUGUACGUGUAUAACAGUAAAUUUAAUACAUGUAUUAUAUAAUUGGUUUAUGUUAAUAAUUAAAUAAAUACCUUCAUAUAUUCUUUACAUACCAACGAUACUAUUGUUUAGUUUCUAUAUGUGAAUCGUAACAAACUUAUUGUUUUUGUGCAGUGAUUUUAAUGGUAAAAAAAUGACAGCAUAAAUAUUUUACUUUCCAAACAAACUUUUAUAUAUGUUUGUGCAUUAAAAGUUUAAAAGAAUACAAUCAGAAAACAUUCUGUGUAAUGAACAUUGUAUUUGAAUGAUGUCAUUCAGUGGGACGAGUAUAUCGUGAAUAAUAAAUGAUUUGAAUACAA